AUGAACGUGGAAGCCAAGAACGGCUCCGCGGUUUCUGCAGCAGACAUUAAUGGAGACCGUGACUCUGCCGAUGUCACGGAACACGAACAAAUGAACGUCAAACCCAAGACUAAUGGCGAUAGCAAGGCAGAUCGCAAAGCGGCUAAUGCCAAGGACCCCUCCCGCCCGCGACGGAAGAAGGCCCGGCGAGCUUGCUUUGCGUGCCAGCGAGCUCAUUUGACUUGCGGCGACGAAAGACCAUGUCAACGUUGCAUCAAGCGCGGUCUUCAAGAUGCGUGCCAUGAUGGUGUUCGCAAGAAGGCCAAGUAUCUCCAUGAUGCUCCGGAUGGGGCGUUAAUGCCAGCUGUCAGUGGCGCCAACAACAAUCUUUACAACAACACGCUCCGCAAUAAUAUGCCCUUGUCUAGAAAUGGUGCAAACGGGAUCACUUCCAGCAACCAACGAAAUCAACAUAAUCAACACCACAGCCAACAAUCCACGAGCUCCAACGGUAACAACUUUUACCCUACGCCUCAGACGCAGGCUGGCUCUUACAACCCAUACCAAGACUCCUCUAUGAGCCAAAGUCCCUUUACUACACAAUCACCCGUCUCGCCUACUUUCAGCAUGAAGCCCAACGGUCGGAAUCCGAGCCUUUCAUCUAGCGUGAAUCAGCAGCCCACUCCGAGUACUGCUCUCUCUGGGGAUACUAGUCAGUCUCAGAAUCCUUUUGCAGGGCCAUUUUUUGAUCCCAGUGAUCCAGCGCUCUUCAAUUUCGAUCUAUCAAGCAUGAACUUCGAGAACAGAUAUGGUGCUUUGGAAUUCGGCAUGCUUGGUCACAUGGCUACCGGGGCCGGUGAUUCUCCAACUGAUUCUGCAGGACAACGAGGGUCGAUCGGGCGCAGUGGGUCAGCCCAAUUCUCUACACCAGCUCCUGGUUUUGGAGAAAGCCCCGGCAAUCAGCCUUUCAUGUUCGGCGAUCCUCUUCUCAAUGAGUGGCCGUCCGGGCCGGCCUCGGGCCAGCAUGUGAACGUCGGCGGUGUGUAUGGUCAGAACGGCAUACUCUCCGAACACAUGAAAGCGAACGCGCCACAUGCUUUUGCGAUCGAAAGUGGACCGGCAAGCUUCACUAGUCCUGGCUCAGCCACAAGCCCGCACAUUACAACGGCUACCUUCGAAGACGGCCCAUUCAAUGUCGCUGCCACCCAAAAGUCCAAUAGCCUUGUGCCAAAUGGACAACGCCAGGUAUCUUCGGCAUCGAUCCUGAAGCAUCCGAAUCUGCAGGCAGGAGCUAAACGGCGCCAUCGCAAUCCUUCCUCAAUUUAUGAGAGUGUGAAGGAGCCGUAUGCAUACACAAGUGGUUUCCACAACCUGACUGCUUUCAUUCAACGCCGCUUCACGCCUCAAAAGACCGUGCGGAUUGCCAAGGCGCUUGCCUCCAUUCGACCAUCUUUCAUCGCAACCACUAAGACUCUUAAUCGCGAUGAUCUCAUUUUCAUGGAGAAAUGCUUCCAGCGAACUCUAUGGGAGUAUGAAGACUUCAUCAAUGCUUGUGGUACCCCGACCAUCGUCUGUCGACGCACCGGCGAGAUUGCCGCCGUGGGAAAGGAGUUUAGCAUCCUAACCGGCUGGAAGAAAGACGUGCUCCUAGGAAAGGAGGUAAACCUCAACGUCAACACUGGUGGGUCAGGCGCGCAGUCUGGAACAACAUCGCGCGGCAGUUUCACACCACGCGGCUCGGCGCUCGAGAAUUCCAACAGUGGACGUCCACAGCCAGUUUUCCUAGCUGAGCUUCUCGAUGAUGACAGCGUCGUACAGUUCUAUGAAGACUUUGCGCGUCUGGCAUUCGGAGAUUCUCGCGGCAGUGUCAUGACUCGGUGCAAACUGCUCAAAUACAAGACCAAGGAGGAUAUGGAAGUUGCACAGUCCGAUGAUAAUGGAAAGUGGAACAACCAUAUCCGCAAGGGUGGAAUUGCCGGCGAGGCUGGCAUGAACCAACUUGGUUUCAAGGACGGAAAGGUUGAUUGCGCGUACUGCUGGACAGUCAAACGCGAUGUGUUCGAUAUCCCGAUGCUCAUUGUGAUGAAUUUCUUGCCAUGCAUUUGA
Messenger RNA from Penicillium paradoxum, 2085 nucleotides. RefSeq names its product Zn(II)2Cys6 transcription factor domain-containing protein. Lineage: Eukaryota; Fungi; Ascomycota; Eurotiomycetes; Eurotiales; Aspergillaceae. The transcript has 3 exons. Gene Ontology annotation, cellular component: nucleus. Gene Ontology annotation, molecular function: zinc ion binding; DNA-binding transcription factor activity, RNA polymerase II-specific; RNA polymerase II transcription regulatory region sequence-specific DNA binding. Gene Ontology annotation, biological process: regulation of DNA-templated transcription; cellular response to starvation. Bases 1 to 2085 code for a protein of 694 amino acids. The record is from RefSeq and is a predicted model, not a curated record.